Molecule: messenger RNA, 2503 nt
Organism: Dothidotthia symphoricarpi CBS 119687
Lineage: Eukaryota; Fungi; Ascomycota; Dothideomycetes; Pleosporales; Dothidotthiaceae
Product: kinesin
Exons: 4
Coding region: 218-2209 (663 amino acids)
Biological process (GO): microtubule-based movement
Cellular component (GO): kinesin complex; microtubule; nucleus
Molecular function (GO): microtubule motor activity; ATP binding; microtubule binding
Source: RefSeq, a predicted model, not a curated record
UGAUCUGCGAAGGAGUCUUGCUCUACCGAUAUGUGGGGAGAAGAGGCUGUCAUAUGAUUGCGUGGGGAAGUCGCGUUAUCGGGAUCGACGGUCACUAGGGCAACCACGACGCAAACGGCUUAUUGCUCUAUGCAUAAGCUCCACCAUAGUCUGGCUUGUUGCACCGUCGCAGUCUGCUACUCCACCACAUCUCCACCCAAAGUCCAACGCGGUUACAAUGGAUCCUCCCACUCGCCCCUCGAGCUCGCUGUUCGACGUCUUCUUGCGCCUGCGCCCCUCGAUCAACGCCGGCGCAAGAUUCCUCAAUGUCGAGGAACGCGAGAACAGCCAUCCCACACACAUCACGAUAAGGCCACCUACACAAGACAACCGCAAGCGCGCGGUUGAGCGAUUCGCCUUCACACAGGUGUUCGAGGAAGAUGCGCGGCAAAUAGAGCUGUUCAAGAGCACAGGCAUUGUUCCUAUGGUCGAGGGUGUAUUGGGCGCACCAGGCCACCACGGACGGGAUGGAUUGCUCGCCACACUGGGCGUGUCUGGCUCGGGAAAGAGUCACACGAUUCUCGGAACAAAGUCUCAGCGCGGCUUGGUCCAGAUGUCUCUCGAUGUCCUGUUCCAGAGCUGCGAGGGACAGCUAGUGCAGUCCUUCUAUGGCGCACCUGCCUUCUCAUCUCUUGCGGCAGCAGACGUGUCUGAGGCGCACAUGUUCACAGCAACCGCCUACCUGGACUCCAUGUAUGGCGACAACCAGUCUGAACGGCCCCUGUCUCGAGCCCAGACUCCUUUGCCGGACUACAGCUCUUUCCUUAGUACAGGUGGCGCUCGAUCGCAUAAGAUCCCACGCCCUUCGACCCUACCACAAACGCCUUCCGUCGCCGACAUCGAUAUACCAACAGACUCAAGCGCUGAGUACGCUAUUGUAAUAUCCAUGUACGAAGUGUACAAUGACCGUAUCUUCGAUCUCCUGACUGGGAACGCGAUGAAGAAACAACGCCCUGACGUUAAGCGCCGAGCGUUGCUGUUCAAAAGCACUGAGCAAAGCCCUGAUCGAAAGGUCGUCGCCGGUCUCACAAAGAUCAUCUGCGGCAGCUUCGAGGAGGCUAUGAUGGUGCUCGAGACGGGUCUCAUGGAGCGCAAAGUCACAGGCACCGGCAGCAAUGCUGUCUCCUCCAGAAGUCACGGCUUCUUCUGUGUCGAUGUCAAGAAGCGAGACGCGCAGCACAACGGCCCUUGGUCAAGCAGCGCUCUCACCAUUGUUGACUUGGCUGGAUCUGAGCGUGCUCGAAAUGCAAAGACUGCUGGUGCUACACUCGCCGAAGCUGGCAAGAUUAACGAGUCUCUCAUGUAUCUUGGUCAGUGCAUGCAAAUGCAGUCUGACUACCAAGAGGGCUCAAAGACCGUCGUGCCCUUCCGCCAGUGUAAACUGACCGAGCUCCUCUUCUCGAACUCUUUUCCAAGCUCCACACGCCAAACACAUCUCCACCAUCAACCGCAAAAGUCUAUCAUGAUUGUCACAGCCGACCCACAAGGCGACUUCAACGCCACCUCCCAGAUCCUACGCUACUCCGCCCUCGCCCGCGAAGUAACAGUCCCUCGCAUCCCCUCCACAACCUCUGCCAUCCUCUCCAGCGCACACCUCAAGUCGCAGAGCAUGGCAGGUUCAUCAGGCCGCAACACGCCCUUCGGCGGACCCGAAGAGCUCGAAGCCUCCAAUACCGAAAUCGCAAGCCUAACCGCCGAAAUCGACGUCCUCGCCCUGCGUCUCACAGAAGAAACCUCGCGGCGAAAAGCUGCAGAGGCGUCCUGGCGCGCAGCAGAAGACCACAUGGUCGAUCUCGAGCAAGAAAUUCGCGACGAAUGUUAUCUCGAAAUGGAAGCAGCCGUCGACCAAGAGCGGAGACGCUGGCAGUCUGCAUUAGACAACGAGCAGGACAAUCAACAAGCACAUAUCGAUUCCAAGAUCGACGUCGUCAUCCGCGCGACAAAGGCACAGAUGAAGGACGAGAUCAAAGUAUACGAAGACCCGGAUCCGGAACUGAGGGACCGUAUCGAUGAGCUUGAGCGCGAUAACGAUAUGCUGAGGGCGAGACUGGAGGCGUUUGAGAGGGAGGCGCAUACUAGAUCUGCCAGUCCUAUCAAGAAGAUGAGGGUGCUUAAGACGAAGAAGUGGGUGGAUCCCGAUGGUCGAUUGGCUUUUGGGGACGACGAUUGAGAUGUUUGCGAGGGAUAGAUGAUUAUGUGGGAUGACUCUGCAUUGGGAGGCGUUUCUUUAUAUAAUCCUUGGAUAAUGCUGGGUCGGGUUGGUCUUUCCAACAUCUGCUUUUUUCUUGGUUAGCCAUCUGCUUUUGGAUGGGACGCGCUUGUUUAUUAUAUCCUCUUUUGCGUAUCUUCGAAAUGUCACAAUCAAUUUUCAACCUCCAUCCUCAUCUCACGAUGUUUCCUCUUAGAUGAAUGUGCAGUUGUUUUGUUUGUAGGGGAGGAAUUCCCAAUUGUAACAUUUGGUCCC